Messenger RNA from Cuscuta europaea, 1594 nucleotides. NCBI's taxonomy places the organism in Eukaryota, Viridiplantae, Streptophyta, Magnoliopsida, Solanales, Convolvulaceae. The record is from the annotation of a GenBank genome assembly.
CACCCCCACCAAUUAGCAGAGUACCCUGUUUUUCUUCAACUUCCCCUGUUUUUUCUAAGCGUCAAAGAAUUAUUGGCUCUCUCUAAAGCUAGGGCAUAAAAUGACUCAGCAGAAUGUUGUCAUCCCCGGCGCACAAACCGCCCCGACUGUCGCGGCGGCCUCCCACUCCUCCGUCUCACCGGCCCGGGAAUCUCCCGCCGGAGACAGGAACCUUAACAUUCCUGGAAACCUCCCCCAGAGUAACCUCGAAGGCAGCUAUACUAGCGCGAAAAUGAAGACUGUGGUCGAGUCAAUGAGAGCUUGCUCCCCCACUCGGAAGGGCAAGGGCUCCAGUCUUUCUGAAGAGCAUGUCUCCUGGAAGAUGGAGCAUCCAUCAGCUCUGGACAUGUUCGAGAAGAUCAUCAAAGCUUCAAAAGGAAAGAAAAUUGUGAUGUUCCUCGACUACGACGGCACCCUCUCCCCCAUCGUCGACGACCCCGAUCGUGCCUUUAUGUCCUCCGCCAUGAGGGCAACAGUGAGGAAACUAGCCAGAUAUUUCCCAACUGCCAUAGUGAGUGGAAGGUGCAGAGACAAGGUCUAUAACUUCGUACGAUUAGCGGAGUUGUACUACGCGGGCAGUCAUGGGAUGGACAUAAAAGGGCCUUCCAAAGGUUCCAAUUUCAUGAAAGGAGCUCAUCAGGGCCUUCUUUUCCAACCAGCUAGUGAAUUUCUACCGAUGAUCGACGAGGUCUCUAAGGCUCUCUUGGAAAAUAUAAGAUCAGUUCCGGGUGCUACCGUGGAGAACAACAAAUUUUGCGCCUCUGUGCAUUUCCGCUGCGUGGAAGAAAAGAAAUGGGGCGAGUUAGCAAAACAGGUCGGAUCGGUUCUUAAAGAAUACCCAAAGCUUCGGUUAUCCCAAGGGAGAAAGGUGCUCGAGAUCCGACCAAUCAUCAAAUGGGACAAAGGCAGAGCUCUCGAGUUCUUGCUUGAAUCUCUCGGAUAUGCCAACUCCACUGACGCCUUCCCUAUUUAUAUUGGGGAUGAUAGAACCGAUGAAGACGCCUUCAAGGUGUUAAGAGAAAGAGGACAGGGUUUUGGAAUUCUUGUUACUAAAACUCCAAAGGACACCCAUGCGUCUUACUCCUUGCAAGAACCGUCCGAGGUUAUGGCAUUUUUGCGUCGUUUGGUGGAGUUGAGGAAGAUGGGAUUAAGAAGGCAGUGUAGGUUGAGAAGAGAAACUGGGCAGGGGGAGAACUCUGCACAGAAGUGAUGGAUUCUGAUCAAGCUUUAUUUCAUGUAGAAAUAUAUAUAUAUAUCUAUGUAUAUGUAGGUUUGUGUGUGAAUGUAUUUUCUUGUUUAAUAAUUAACUAGAAUAACAAAGUGUGUAAUUAGGGGAGGGAAAAAGAACUACUGUUGUUUUCCAUUGUUCUUUUUUCCCCUUGGCUUAACUUGAAAUGCCUUGUACAUCCUCAUGGUAACUUGCUCUGCAUAAGGGGGCAAUUUGUAAUUCUAUUAUCUUCUACAUAUGCAUAUUUAGUACUCCACCUGCUUUGUUACCUGUUUUGUUAAGAUUGUCUCACUAAGAUUGUCAAUUACAGAAUUUGGUAUAAUUUGA